AUUCGCCGGUUUUAGAUGGCGGAUCCGAGUGAUUAUGACGCCCUCGAUGAUGACAACAACCAGUACAAGUUGCCUGAGAACCCGACGAUAACAGACUACGUUCUACACCCUUACAGGGGGUUGAAGAGUUUCAAAGACACUCUGCUGCACAAUUUCGGAUGGAAAUUCACCACACAGAUCGGCGUCAUGUACCUGUUCGUCAAAGGUCUCCUCAACUCCAUCAUGGGCCUAAUCAAGCUCUCCUACUGCAAGAAGUCCCUCCAGAUCGAUGGGAACCAGUGCCAGACGAUGAUGUCCAUAGCCAUGACACCCUGGGCGAUCAAGGGAGCUAUGGGGGUGGUCUCGGACGCUUACCCUCUGCUCGGCUAUCACAAGAAGAGCUACAUCAUCGCCUCCGCGUUCCUGGGCACCUUCGCAUUCUUCAUGCUCGCGUCGACCCCUAUCCACGUGGCCUGGCUGGCAGCGAUCUUUCUGUUCCUUGCCAACUUCCAGAUCGCCACCUGCGACCUCCUGUGCGAGGGCAAGUACGCUGAGAGGAUGCAGGCGAAGCCCAAGACCGGGUCGACGAUGGUGUCGUUCGUGUGGGGAUGCUUCCAGCUCGGGAGCUUCAUCGCCUCCGUCUUCGUGGGCCCGAUCGCCGACAACUAUGACCCUCAGAUCAUCUUCUGGGUUUGCAUCCCCCUUGCCGCCAGCAUCCUUAUCCCCACAGUCAUGGACUACCUCGGGGACGAGAAGGUGGAGGAGGAGAAGCGGGGGAUCGACUGGUCGCUGCUCAAGGAGCACACGUACAUGAUCCUCUUCUGCCUGAUCAUGGCGGCGGUGGCCAUGGGCAAUGCCAUCAUCGACCUCCUCCUCUUCCAGUACCACCAGGUGCAGGCUCUGUACGCCGUCGUCUGCUCCGUCAUCCUCUGUAUCCUCGCGUUCCGAUGGCUCCCCCCGCAGCUGGCAAGGUGCAACCUGUACAUGUUCAUCUCGUGCGUGCUCUAUAUCAACAUCAGCGGUGCCCAAGACUUCUGGUUCACCGCUGAUGACAAGUGCGUCCCCGGAGGCCCGGCGUUCGACUACACCUACUACAACACGUACGCGUCUCUGGUGGGGUCAGUGACUGGAUGGAUUGGCAUCGUUCUCUUCCAGGCGACCAUGAGCGACUGGAACUUCCGCACGCUCUUCUGGGUGACGACGCUGAUCCAGAUCGUAGCUGCCAGCUUCGACAUGCUCAUCAUAGCGCGAGUGAACAUCGCGUGGGGUAUCAGCGACAAGGCCUUCUACAUGUUCGGCGAUGCCGUGAUCGGCAACGUCGUCGGCAUGUUCGGCCUCAUGCCGAUGCUCGUCCUGACCUCGAAGCUCGUGCCCAAGGGCCUGGAGGCCACCACGUACGCCCUCCUAGCCGGCUUCCAGAACUUCGGGGGUGUCGUGUCGAGCCAGAUCGGAGUGUACGCGACGCAGGCGGCAGGGAUCAAGACCAAGGACCCGUGCGACUUCGAGAACCUGAACAUGCUCGUGCUCGUGUGCCACUGCUUGCUGCCACUCAUCGCCAUCCCCCUCACCUUCCUCCUCAUCCCGAACAAGAGAAUGACGGACAAGCUUAUCGACGACGAGGGAAGAGAAAUCGAAGACGAUCAGGAGGACUCGCUGCUACAGAACCCAGCGAGGAGCUGAAGGUGAGGCCGACGGCCGACGUGUAUCAUAGGUUAUUCAUCCUCGACUCAUCACUCAAUUAAAUCAAGACAACGAAUUCAG
Guillardia theta CCMP2712 is the source of this 1740-nucleotide messenger RNA. RefSeq lists its product as hypothetical. The record is from RefSeq and is a predicted model, not a curated record. Gene Ontology annotation, cellular component: membrane. The transcript is spliced from 6 exons. NCBI's taxonomy places the organism in Eukaryota, Cryptophyceae, Pyrenomonadales, Geminigeraceae. Bases 16 to 1659 code for a protein of 547 amino acids.